Solanum lycopersicum (tomato) is the source of this 925-nucleotide messenger RNA. The record is from RefSeq and is a predicted model, not a curated record. Lineage: Eukaryota; Viridiplantae; Streptophyta; Magnoliopsida; Solanales; Solanaceae.
UCUUUAUGCAUUUCCCACCAUUUCUUUCAUUUCCCUCUUAUUUUUCAGCAAAAAAAUUCCCAUCAAUUGGUGUGGUAAUCUUCAUCGGCGACAAUGGCAGCUCCUCAAUUUCGAACCAAUUUCCGAUCCCGAUGUUUCUUCGCUUCUCAACGCCAAUGCUUUGAAGACUUUGAACAUUGGAAGAUUGUUGUGCCUAAAAGCACAGAUGAAAGGAUGCCAUCCAUUAAUGUCAAAAAGUUGCUGAGGAGAUCAGUUCUGCAAUUUGUUGGAUUGAGUCCCAUCUUCAUUAGUAUUCGUCCUGUCUUAUCUGCACCAAUGCAUGAGAUGAGAGAACCUGAUAUUAUCCGGACCCUAAAGCUUGAUAGUGGAGUGAGGCUACAAGAUGUUGUUGAAGGGGAAGGACCAGAGGCUCGUGAAGGGGAUAUCGUUGAAAUUAAUUAUGUAUGCCGACGAUCAAAUGGAUAUUUUGUCCACAGUACCGUGGACCAGUUCAGCGGAGAGAGUGCCCCUGUCAUACUUCCUCUGGAUGAUAAACAGGUCAUGGUAUUUGCUAGCUUUGGGCUUAAAAUAGAAAUUCUGAAGAUAAUAGAAGGUCUGAAGGAAGUCCUUAUUGGAAUGAAGCCCGGAGGAAAACGAAGAGCAUUGAUACCACCUUCCGUUGGAUACAUCAGUGAAAACCUAAAACCAGUACCUGAAGAGUUUGGACCAAGGCGUAGCCUUAUGUCUCACAUGAAGGAGCCUCUAAUAUUUGAAGUGCAGCUAUUGAAAGUUUUACCAUGAGUACCAUAUCUAUUAUUAGUGUUAACUAUCUUAUGUAAGUAUUUUAACCAUUUAACUUCCUUUAUUAUGAAAGAAAAUCUUUCCUUGGUGUACCUGUUUGAGGAUUUAGCUUCCAGAAAUUUGGCCAAGCAGGAUUGUUCCAUAA